Capsaspora owczarzaki ATCC 30864 is the source of this 1602-nucleotide messenger RNA. RefSeq lists its product as hypothetical. The coding region runs from base 96 to 1397 and encodes 433 amino acids. Gene Ontology annotation, cellular component: extrinsic component of membrane; Atg1/ULK1 kinase complex; phagophore assembly site membrane. Gene Ontology annotation, molecular function: molecular adaptor activity; protein kinase binding. The record is from RefSeq and is a predicted model, not a curated record. Gene Ontology annotation, biological process: autophagy of mitochondrion; autophagosome assembly; positive regulation of protein phosphorylation. The transcript has 5 exons. Lineage: Eukaryota; Filasterea; Ministeriida; Capsasporidae.
UUUGACUUUUUGUUUUUCAAAGGGUUGUCUCUUUUUUUUUUUUUCCCCCCCCCCACUCUUCGGCUCUUCUCAUCAGCGCAUCAGCCACAUCGGGAAUGAGUGUAACUGGAGGUUGUAGCGACGAGUGGUGCGUUGUCACCGAGCGAAACGCACCGGAAGAUGCAGUUCAGCCGCAGACCAAAGUGCAACAGCAGCCAACGCAUGCGCAACCAUUGCGCGGGAAGGACGACCACGAGAGGAAUGGUCGCGAUGCGGACGAGCUCGAGCAAGAGCCCGUGGCGAUGGAGGAUGACGAAGAAGCCAUUCUCAUCUACCUGCCGGGCGAGGCGCGCCGCAGAAACACCACUGGGGGCGCUGCCGAUGAUGGGGAUGACGAUGACGACGACGACGAUGACAAUGGUGAUGAUGACGAUGGUGAUGAUGGGGUGGAGACAGAUCCAACCAUCUCGGCGUCGGUCGUCCUCAGCGCUUCAGCAGCAACCCCGCUGAUGACGGAGAAGGCUGCAAGGUCCAACACUGGGGUCACAUCGCGCUCGGUGGUCGUGGGCUCGCUGGCUGCUGCAGCUGGCAUUGCUGCACUCCAGGCAUCGACCUUGACGACCGCAGAGGCUGCGCCGGCGCUGCAGAAGGGCGCGCCGAGUGCGGCUUCCAUCUUGGGCGCAAACGCCGACAGCCCGCGAAACAGCUCCGCCAACAACGCCAACAACGCCAGCAGCUCGUCUGUAGCCGCAGCCACCGCGAAGGCUGUCGCAAAUGCUGCUGCGCUCAACGCUGCGGACAAGGCUGCCUCGGUUGCUGCGGCGACGAUCGAGCGAUUGACUGCGGAGCGCGACGACUACUGUCGGCGUUACGAGAAUGCGAGUCGCUUGCUCAGUGUCAUCACGAACGAGCUGAGCGAUCGGGAGAACGAGCGCAGAACGCUGACGCCUGCACAGCUCAUCCAUUCAUGGGUCGCGAGCCAGCGUCAAAAGCCGACCUUCGAUGUCGACUCGGCCGAUUGCGUCGGUCGACUCACUGCGGCGACCAUCGACAUGAUUCGCGACCGAAACGAGCUGCUUCGUCGCACAAUUGAGACCGCGCAGCGAAACGACGACAAUCGCCCUCGGCUAGCGUUCUCAAACCUGACUGUUGGGGAUUUGGUCGUCUUCUUCCCAACUACCCAUGGACAUUACAUUGCGUUCUCGCAGCAACCGCGAUACUAUCUCUCGCAAGAGUCCAUCAAGGCGUUUGAUGGAAGCCGCACAAGCGGAUCGCGUCGAGACUAUUUGCUUGGCGAGAUCAUCCAGAUUUCAGAGCAUGUUGCCGAUGACUCGAGCCCUGAUGGCAAUCCCUACAAGCUUCCUGCAAACGUUCGCUAUCACACCAUCAUUGCUGCACUUGCAUCUUCGGCAUCUUGAGGUCGCUGCUUCUUGUUCUGUUUAAGUUUUGUGCCCGGAUAGUUUUUUGCGUCUGGUGUUGGCGAGUGUGUGUGUGUGUGUGUGUCAAGGGGUUGCGGUUCUUCGUGUGUCUACGCAAUUGUGUUUCCGCCAUUUGUUUUUCAUGUGCCGCGAAUCGCUGCUUGCGUGUGACGAAGCAUUGUACAAAAGAGUUGGUGCAGUCGUU